UAUCAGCAACCCAGUGGGUUAUAAAGCUGAUAGUUGAAUUAUUGCAACUACCUGUGAUAGUUAAUAAUUCUGCAUUGUAAAAUAAACACAAACAGUUAACAGGUCAUCUUUAUUAAAAUUCGUUUUAAAUGCAUAUUAUCAAAAUAUAAAGAGAUCUGGAGAUAUAGUGCUGUUUAGGGUUUAUCCAAGUAAGUUACAAAAUAUAAUUGUGAAGGAAAAUGUCAGAUUACAAGGACAUCAUUCGCAAGCCGGAAACCCUCAACUGGUUUAAGGCGGCCAUGGGUAUGAAUAUUACACGUCACUGCCUGCUCGACAUUGUAAAAGACGCUACUCAGGAAUUGUAUGACACUAUUCGUAAAGAAAUCAAUAGAAAAUACGGUAUCCUGGAGCACGUUGUCUGCAGUCAGUGUCACACUCCAAACGUGCUGCCCUGCGAUACCGAUAAUAAAUGCUGCCAUUAUAAAUAUGGUAGUUGCGCAUUUCAUGACAUUCAUAAGUCUCAACAUUGCCGCGCUUAUUUAUGCAAUGAAAUGUGUAAGGAAAUUGUAUACCAUCACCGAUCUCGCAACCGUUCAAAACCAAAAAGUUUUCAAGGCCCUACCUGGGAAAACACAGAUGCGAGUAAAUGGUGCGCCGACCCCUGGAAUAUUGCAAAAUGCUAUCUCUCAAAAGACGGAUACAAGGAUGUAAAUAAAGCAGACGAUGCCGAUUUUAAUGGCAUAGUUAAUGUACUUAUAAACUGUGAAUUCUUUCAAAUGUAUUUCAAGGACGACCUGACACAAAAGGAGAAUGUCUGCACCAAGGCUAGAGAUGUGGGUCGUGAAGUACGACAUGCGCCUGCAAUGUCCAUGAUCAGCCAGGAUAGUGACAGAGCCAUCGACACUCUAGUAGCGCUGUUGCAGAGCCUGACACAUGUAAACCACCAGGUGACGGCGAAGACUGCAGUUGACAAGUUAAAACAGCUGAAGAGUGGAACGCUAGCAAUAACUAAUGAAGAUGUUGCAGCCACCUUUGAGCUCUUGAAACAAAAUUUGAUUACAACAAUUAAAGAGGCUCUUGAAAAAGAAAAGGAUAAACUUGUAAAUGAAAUGGUCGAUGCCUUUACUGAAAAGCUAAGUAAAGUUCUUGAAACAAUACAAAGGAAAGGAGACGACGUACUUGAAAAGGUAGACGGGAAAAGAGACGAUGCGCUUGACACGCUAGACGGGAAAAAUAUGAUGUGCUUGAAACGAUAGACGGGAAAAGAGAUGAUGUACUUGAAACUAUAGACGGGAAAAUAUAUGAUGUACUUGAAACGAUAGACGGAAAAAGAGAUGAUGUACUUGAAACAAUACGGAGGCAAAAACAUCAAGUGCUGAAAAAAAGGCAAUGCCACAAUGAACAGAGCAUUAAUCGACAUCCAAACGUGGUUAAUCGAACAUUACCGGGAAAGGUGUGUUGUGCCGGUGUCGAUGCUGGAUCCUGACAUAGAUGUACCUUUAGAACGGAUCUAUGUUCCCCCGUCGAUCCAGGAACUUAAGAGAGGCCGAAAAGACAGACAUGGCGGCGGUGAGAUGGACACGACUUCACGGGCGGAACCAGAAGUGAGUUGCUACAGAGAGCUGCUGCAUCGUUAUGGGGAUCCGGUGAAUACCAUUUAUAUCCAAGGCGAUCCAGGUUGCGGAAAAACGACGUUUUCAACAAAGCUAGUUCUAGAUUGGUGUAAAGCCCAUUCUAAAAAUGGUGCAAGCAGGUUGGAAACGCUCACGGGAACAGCCACUACCACAGGUAAAACGUCAAACCCAACAUAUUUCAGCGAUCUUGACACUUUGCGAGACUACACAUUUCUGUUUUUUGUGUCAUUACGUGACUACAGUGGAACCAUGUGUAACGUCAGUCAGAUGGUCGAGGAUGCCAUAAAAAGCAUCAAACUACCUUGGGAUGACUCUGGGAACAUAAAUGUAUUGUUCUGACAGACGCUGCAGACGAAUGGUACCACCCCGAAAUAGCCUUUCAUCCGCCACGCGACUCUGCGUGCAAUUGUCAUAAAUAUCGAAGUAUGCCGCAGUAUUUACAGCGAAACAACAUAUCCAACAUUAUCACUGCACGCCCAUGGAAACUUGCCAACCUAAUCAUGAGUGAUUCUUUAACGCGUUUGUUCGAAAUUUCCGGCGUUACAAACUACACAACCUUGGCGGAAAAUGUCAUUACUGUUUUAGCUGAGAAGGACGGUAUUUCUAAAAAUGAUCAACAAUGCAAAAACAUUGAUUUCAUUGAAAUAAUAGAGGCUCAAAGCUUGGGCAAUCUCAUCAAAGUACCAGCUGUUUGUGUGCAGUUAGUUCAUCAGUUUUACGUUGGACGUUUAGUGGAAGGUUCACGGUGUUCUGUAUACAUGAAUAUGCUUGAUAUGCACAUAGCCAAGGGGUUGCAAAAACUUCAAAUUGAAAAUUUUGACACUGAAGAAAUGUGUGUUAAUGAAAUAAAACAAAUCAUUGGAACUGAAUCAACCGAGUAUCUGCGAGAUAAUAGGUCGCUGGUUCACUCUGCGAGUGCGCUUGCGUUUAAAACACUAACAGACACUAAUAAAGAAUCGUCGCUAGUCUUUGCGGAAAACACUAUCACUAAUCACAUGACAAAAACUAAACUUGAAUACUUACUUCAGACAGGAAUUAUCACAAAGAAAAAAUCGUUUGCGCUUAGCUCGCGAAAGAAUGUUCCAUACAUGUUCUUACACAAAACAAUUCAGGAGUUUCUAGCAUCGUUGUAUAUUGCAAUGAAUCAGCCGGACAUUGAAAACAUCCUGAACACCAUACAGUCGGUGUAUUGUGAUUAUAGGUCUAUUCUGGACAUUGGUCAGUUAUUUAUUUUCACGUGUGGAAUGUGUGCCCCAGCGGCUGAAAGAAUAUCAAAGCAUAUCACGGAUGUCAUAACAUGCGUCUUGGACUUCUAAUUCAGACCGCGACACAAUCUUAUUUCAAAAGCCAACAGCACAAAACAUUAUAGUGGAUGGCUUUAAUGAAGGGCUGGCAAAUAAGCAGUCGUGCUUACAACUGACGAUCAGUCAUAUAGACUUUUUUAAUUGGAAGAACGAGAAAUACACAUAUGCUUUAAAUACGUUAAUAGAUAUGAACAUAUCAAACAUCAUUAGCAUUAAUUCUGUGUUUCUUAUAUCAUCUCAACAGGAAUCACCACAUCGUUUACAGGAAAUCAUUUCGCAAUCAAGAGAAACACUGUCGUAUCUGUGUCUGUGGCUUAAUAACACCGGUCAAUUAGAUCUACAGGGUCUAAAACUCAAGUACUUAUCAUGUGGCGGAUAUACCGAUAUAAGUAAUUUAGACUGCACCUUUAUGCGUGCGUGUGAGAUAUUUUGUCUUAGACGAUUAUCAGAGGACCGCAUUUUACAAUCGAUGUCUGUCACAGGUAAAAACAUUAGAAGACUAGAACUUUUCCAAAGUUUUCCAAAUUCAAUGGACCUUCUCUGUGCAGCUUUUCCAAACCUGACAAGUCUACACACGUUUAUAUUAAAAUAUACACCACUUAAGGUUACACAGCUGUACCAACUUUCUGAAUCGAUCAGAAAGGUAGUUUAUUAACGCAUUAAGGUUUUCGCUCAAGAUAUAAAGUCAAUGGUGGAAUGGUCAAAGUCACGGGACGCGUGUGUGUGUGUUGCAAAUUGUUGGAUUGUUACAUAUUUGACAAUGAGACGGAUAUUUGUCACUGGAUGAAGCAGCAGGACGGCAUUGACAUUACGCAAUGCGAAAUCAAGCAAUUAAGGAAUUGCCGUCGAACAUCUCUUUCCUGGAGCACCGUUUUAUCAAAGUGACAAUAAUCAAACAGGUUUUCACAGAUUCAAUAUGAAAAUAACACUGGAAAGCUAUAAUACUAAGGACGUUUAAAAAAUUGACAAGUGACAUUCGAUUCAUCAUUUGAAAUUGAUAUAAUUAUUCAGAGCUAUGUUGAGUUAUAAACACGAAAAAAUGAACAAUUUGGAAUUGUUCUUUUCUUUCGUGUUCUUUAAAUUUUGGUGCUGACGCCAAAUUCGCUUAUAUAAAUUAUUAAAUGAUUCUCGCUAGAUUUAACAAAUGCAAAAGCUGUAUACAACACCCUUUAAUGUAAAAAAUGAGCUUUUACCUUACUGUGUAAUUAUUGUCAUGAAUUUAUACAACUUCAUGACGUAUAUACUUAUCGAAACACGGGUGAAGAGUUUAUUGCUAACGAAUUCGUGUUUUGGUCUUUGGUAGUUUUUCUCUCACGGAUUAAUUCUUGUUACUCGUCCUUCUAGAGUUGUAUACGCAACUUAACUACGUCACUACAAUUAUUGUCCAUAUAUUCUGUUUUCCAGUGUUUAAGUAACCUACCCAAUGUGACAAUAAAGUGUGUUGUUUUUAUGUAGUAUAUGUAGUUAAUAUUCAUUAUAAACUUCCCUUUAUUUGUUUAUCUGAUUAUAUAUGUAAUCAUGUGUCGUAUAUGAAUAAAUUGAACGCACUA
This is a messenger RNA of Dreissena polymorpha, 4467 nucleotides long. RefSeq lists its product as uncharacterized. The transcript has 5 exons. Lineage: Eukaryota; Metazoa; Mollusca; Bivalvia; Myida; Dreissenidae. The record is from RefSeq and is a predicted model, not a curated record. The coding region runs from base 219 to 1235 and encodes 338 amino acids.